Peronospora matthiolae is the source of this 660-nucleotide messenger RNA. NCBI's taxonomy places the organism in Eukaryota, Oomycota, Peronosporomycetes, Peronosporales, Peronosporaceae. The record is from the annotation of a GenBank genome assembly.
AUGCGAUGCGCGAGCAAGGCCGCCGAGAGCGCGUCUGCACGUCUCUGUGCGGACGCCGAAGCAGAAACUACAGCAACUGAUAUCCCAUCGGUUGCUGAAUCGACUCAGCCUGUAUCACCUGGUGAUGCAGGCGCUGGUCAUGAAGACACUCGUGUCUUCACAGAGUACGAGCUCGGUGUCUCGUACUCUCCUGAUACGGAUGACGGAUCCGUAUCGACGGCAAUUGAAUCCAAGCCGCCUGCCAAGCGUGGCAUGGACGAUGCUUUGCGUCGCAGCAUCUUUGGUUCAUCUGAUGAGUCAGAUGAACCAUCGCCGAAGCGAAGGCGCUCGAGGUCGCGAGACUCGGGCGCUAAUAGUGGUGUCGUUUCUCCAAUGGACACCACUUCACAGCGAGGUGCCAGUACUUCUGUCGGCACGUCGCAGCAAGAGCGGGACCGCAAUGUGUUGCGUCUCGCUCCAGAAAAGAAGGCAUGGAUGCCUCCAAAAUCUGUCAUGGAUCACUUGUCGGCGACGACGAGUGAUCGUUAUCGAACACGAUUGUUCGAUUCGUCAAGGAUCCAUCACCUUGACCCCAGCGCGAAAGACUAUCGCGCUGAACAUGAAGUUCUUCAUCGAUGCUUUCUUCAGACAUCGAUGGUACAGUGGGAAUCACAAACGUGA